Messenger RNA from Drechmeria coniospora, 315 nucleotides. RefSeq lists its product as uncharacterized. The coding region runs from base 1 to 315 and encodes 104 amino acids. NCBI's taxonomy places the organism in Eukaryota, Fungi, Ascomycota, Sordariomycetes, Hypocreales, Ophiocordycipitaceae. The transcript has 3 exons. The record is from RefSeq and is a predicted model, not a curated record.
AUGAAGGUCUCUGCUUGCCUCACUACCCUCUUUGCCGCCAUGGCCGCGGCCAGUCCGGUUAUUCAAGCACGGGGAGGUCUUGAUACGAGUGAUCAAUCACCGCUUAUGAAGCUUAAGAUGCGACUUUUCACUUGUUUCACUUCGAGCCCCGUAUAUGACAAAAUUGCCGAUUUCGACCCAUUUCUGGAAGUUUCCAAGGUCAAAACUGAAGAGGCAGCGAAGAAAGCCGUGGACGAUUGUGAGGAUACGCUCCCGGUGCUGACGCCGAAGCACAAGAGCAAUCACCUGCCUACCGACGGCCAGCGAGGGAGAUAG